UGCGUCUAUCUUACUACAAGAUGUCUGUGAAAGCGGUCGUGUUACUGUUGUUAGCUUGUUUUAUUGUCAGUAUUUAUACCCGUGGAAAUGAAUUAAAUAAUUUGUUAUUUAAUGGUGAUUAUGAGUUCAUUGAUUUAACUCAUCCGUUUGACAAUAAUACCGUCUAUUGGCCAAAUAGUCAGCAAUUCAUUUUUAUAAAGAAAACUGAAGACUUGGGUAACGAUGAUUCAUGGUAUGCUGCAAACGAUUUUGCAGCCGGAGAGCACGGAGGCACACAUAUUGAUGCACCAUACCAUUUCUACAAAGACGGUCUACACGUUGAAGAAUUACCAUUAGACAAACUUAUAGUACCAUUAAUAGUAGCAGACGUUAGCUCGAAGGUUAAUGGUGAUCCAAAUUUUGUACUUCAUAAAGGAGACUUGGAUUUUAUGAUAAAUGACAAUAUGGGAAAGCCCUGUGUUAUUAUAUUUAAGUUCGGAUGGAGCAAAUAUUUCAACGAUAGGAAAAAAUAUUUAGGUCAUGUAGACAACAGCGAUAAAUUGAACUUUCCUGGUCUAAGUGGUGAAGUAGCUGAAUGGAUAACAUCUGCUUAUAAAAAUAUUGUGGGCAUCGGCGUGGACGUGGCUUCAAUCGAUCCUGGCUCUAGUAAAGAUUUUCCUGUUCAUAAAACAACUUCACGAAAUGGGCUUUACGUUAUAGAAAAUGUUAAUUUCAGCAGGGAUAUUCCAGAUAACGGAUGCACAGCAUUGGUAUUGCCGAUGAAAAUAAAGUCUGGUACUGGAGCACCGCUACGUUUAGUAGCCAUAUGCCCUAAGCAGAGGAAAUAGUAGUUAAUAUGAUAUUUAAGUUCUUAAUCUAUUAUUAUUUUUACUUGAUCGGUUGAAUAUUAUUUAAGUUUCAGUUUUAUAGUGUAUAAAGCUGGUCACAUAUCGUGAUUCAUUUUUGAAGUAAUGUAAAUU
Messenger RNA from Diatraea saccharalis (sugarcane borer), 959 nucleotides. Lineage: Eukaryota; Metazoa; Arthropoda; Insecta; Lepidoptera; Crambidae. The record is from the annotation of a GenBank genome assembly.